Messenger RNA from Theileria annulata, 1815 nucleotides. Its product is annotated as thioredoxin reductase, putative. Gene Ontology annotation, biological process: glutathione metabolic process; cell redox homeostasis; cellular response to oxidative stress. Gene Ontology annotation, cellular component: mitochondrion; cytosol. Gene Ontology annotation, molecular function: flavin adenine dinucleotide binding; glutathione-disulfide reductase (NADPH) activity; thioredoxin-disulfide reductase (NADPH) activity. The record is from RefSeq and is a predicted model, not a curated record. NCBI's taxonomy places the organism in Eukaryota, Apicomplexa, Aconoidasida, Piroplasmida, Theileriidae. The transcript has 11 exons. The coding region runs from base 1 to 1815 and encodes 604 amino acids.
AUGUUGUUUAAAAAGCGUAAUCUUAUUACAAUUACUGUUCCAAAGAUUUUUUUAUCUUCUUAUUUAAUUUUUAGACAAUCUGAUUUUCUUUCAUAUUCUUUUUGUUAUAAUUUUAAUCAUUUAACUGAUUAUCGAAAUUUUUUUCAUAAAAUCAAUUCCAACAAUUCUUAUUCUAAUUCUUCCAAUUCUUAUUCUAUUAACACGAGUUUACAGUCCAGUCAAUCCAAUUCCUAUUCCACUAAUACCAACUCACAAUCCAAUCACACCAACACAAAUUCCAAUCACACUAAUACUAAUACUAAUUUUGAAAAAAAUUCAUUUAGAAUAAAAAAUAUGAUACAUUAUGAUUUAAUAGUUUUGGGUGGUGGUCCAGCUGGUAUGGCAGCAGCAAAAGAAGCAUCACGUUUAGGUAAAAGAACAGUAUUAUUUGAUUAUGUAACACCAUCUGCAAGAGGUACAAGUUGGGGUGUUGGUGGUACAUGUGUUAAUGUCGGUUGUAUACCUAAAAAAUUAAUGCAUUAUGCAAGUUUAUUAAGAAGUUCUAAUUAUGAUAAAUUUCAAUAUGGUCUAACUAAUACACAGGAAUUAACACCAAUCAAUUGGAAUAAAUUAAUACAAACAAUACAGAAUUAUAUAAAGAUGUUGAAUUUUUCAUAUCGUUCGAGUUUAUUAACUUCUGGUGUUGAUUAUAUUAAUGCAUUUGGUAUUUUAAAACAUAAUAAAAUUAUUGAAUAUAAUCUUAAUAAUGAAAUUAAGUAUGUGAGUGGUGAUAAAAUAAUAAUAGCAAUUGGUGAAAGACCAUAUAUACCAUCAGAUGUUGAAGGUGCUAAUGAAUAUGCUAUUACUUCUGAUGAUUUAUUUCAAUUAAAUACUAAUCCAGGCAAAACAUUAAUUGUUGGUGCAAGUUAUGUAGCAUUAGAAUGUGCUGGUUUUCUAACAGGUUUAGGUUAUAAUGUUGAUGUAUCAGUUCGAAGUAUAUUAUUAAGAGGAUUUGAUAGACAAUGUGUAAAGAAAGUUGAAGAACUUAUGGAAGCUUCUGGUGUUUUAUUUCUAUAUCAUAAACUUCCAAUCAAAAUUGAAAAACAUAAUCAACAACUUAAAGUUACAUUUAAUGAUCAAAGUGUAAAUUAUUAUGAUACUGUAUUAUAUGCCAUUGGACGUAUACCAUCACAAUAUACACAACAUUUGAAAGAAGUUGGAAUAGAAUUUGAUGGGAAUGGAAAUAUAUUAGUAACGAAUGAAGAGACAAAUAUAAAAGAUAUUUAUGCUGUUGGUGACAUAGUAUCAAAAGUACCAAAAUUAGCACCAGUCGCUAUCAAAUCUUCCGAAUUAUUAAUUCAACGUUUAUAUUCCAAUAAUAAUACACAAAUGAAUUAUGAAAAUGUACCGAAAUGUGUUUAUACACCAUUUGAAUAUUCUUCAUGUGGAUUAACAGAAGAAGAAGCCAUAGAAAAAUAUGGAGAAGACAAUUUGGAAAUAUAUUUAAAGGAAUAUAAUAAUUUGGAAAUUUCACCUGUACAUCGAAUUAAUAAAAAAACUAAUGAUGAAUUUGAUUAUCCAAUGACAUGUUUAAGUAAAGUAAUAUGUUUAAAAGAUGGAAAGAUAAUUGGAAUGCAUUUUGUAGGACCAAAUGCAGGUGAAAUAAUGCAAGGAUUUUCAGUAUUACUUACACUAAACGCAAAGAAAAGUGAUUUGGAUAAAACAGUAGGAAUUCAUCCAACUGAUGCUGAAAGCUUUGUUAACUUAACCGUUACUAAAUCUAGUGGAAAAUCAUGGAUUGCUACUGGUGGAUGUGCAGGUGGUAAAUGUGGUUAA